Molecule: messenger RNA, 1467 nt
Organism: Rhodofomes roseus
Lineage: Eukaryota; Fungi; Basidiomycota; Agaricomycetes; Polyporales; Fomitopsidaceae
Product: major facilitator superfamily domain-containing protein
Exons: 8
Coding region: 1-1467 (488 amino acids)
Biological process (GO): carboxylic acid transport; transmembrane transport
Cellular component (GO): plasma membrane
Molecular function (GO): carboxylic acid transmembrane transporter activity
Source: RefSeq, a predicted model, not a curated record
AUGGCAUCCACCGGCAAGAAACACCUCGGCCUCAGCCAGGUCUCCCUCAUCUUCGCUUGCGGAACCGCUUUGUUCUCUGACGGCUAUGCCAACAACAUCAUUGGGAGCGUGAACACUCUCCUCAAGCGCAUCUAUGGCACGAGUGAGGUUGACACCAGAUACAGCAAUACCCUCACCUCGGUCGCCUUCGCAGGCACCGUUGUCGGCAUGCUCGUCUUCGGCUACGUCUCAGACAGGAUAAGCCGGAAGUUUGGUAUGAUGCUCGCGACUGGUAUCGUCGCCCUCUUCUCUGGCCUCUCAGCGGCGUCAAGCGGGGCGCACCACAGCGUGCGGGGCAUGCUCGACAUGCUCUGCGCGAUGCGGUUCCUCAUCGGUAUCGGGGUAGGCGCGGAAUACCCCUGCGGGUCCGUCGCCGCCUCAGAACAGUCGGAAGAACCAGGCAUCAGCAAGAACGCCCAGCACCGGUGGUUUGCGCUUGCGACCAACUCGAUGAUCGACGUCGGCUUCGUCGUCUCUGCGUUUGUUCCCCUCGUGCUCUACUGGAUCUUCGGCGAGCACCACCUCCGCGCCGUAUGGCGUAUCUCCGUCGGUCUCGGUAUGAUCCCCGCCAUUGCGGUCUUCAUCUGGCGGCUGAGGAUGGAGGAACCCACGCGGUUCAAGCGGGACUCGAUGAAGCGCAUCAAGACGCCGUACUUCCUCAUCAUCCGUAGGUACUGGGUUCAGUUCCUCGGCAUCUGCAUUACGUGGUUCAUCUAUGACUUCAUCACAUAUCCAUUCGGUCUGUUCUCGUCGACGGUCGUGGAUAACAUCACGAACAACUCCAGCGCGCUGAGUGUCGUGUUCGGCUGGAACGUCGUCAUUAACUUGUUCUACAUCCCGGGCACGAUCGGCGGCGCAUUCGUCGUUGACUACCUCGGCCCGAAGUACACCCAGAUCACCGGCCUCGUGUGCCAAGCUACCAUCGGCUUCAUCAUGAGCGGCCUCUACGACCAGCUGACGAACCACAUCGCCGCCUUCGCGGUCGUCUACGGGAUCUUCCUCUCCUUCGGCGAGCUCGGGCCGGGCAACUGCCUCGGCAUGCUCGCGGCGAAGACGGGCCCGACCGCGGUGCGCGGCCAGUUCUACGGCGUCGCCGCGGCGGUGGGCAAGAUCGGCGCGUUCAUCGGGACGUGGGUGUUCCAGGACAUCGUGAACGACUUUGGCGGCGACACCAGCAAGCGCGGGAACACGGGCCCGUUCUGGAUCGCGUCGGGCCUCGCGCUCCUCAGCGCGCUCGUCACGUUCUUCCUCAUAAAGCCGCUCUCGCACGACGGCAUGGAGGAGGAGGACCGCGCGUUCCGCUUGUACCUCGAGGCGCACGGCUUCGACACGUCGCUCAUGGGCAUCGAGGACGAGGCGACACCUACCAUCGCGUCGCACGACUCGAAUCUGAAGGAGCCGGAGAGCGUAGACGAAAAGGUCGUGUGA